AGGAUGUCUGGGAAGACAGGGAGUCGAUCAGGGCACGGUAGCCGCGGUGCCGGCUCCAACUCCGGGGUUCUAAUGGUUGGACCAAACUUCCGGGUCGGAAAGAAGAUCGGCUGUGGGAACUUUGGAGAGCUGCGACUUGGAAAGAACCUGUACACCAAUGAAUAUGUGGCUAUCAAACUGGAGCCUAUCAAGUCACGGGCGCCACAGCUCCACCUAGAAUAUCGCUUCUACAAACAGCUGGGAAGUUCAGAGGGUGUACCCCAGGUGUUUUACUUUGGACCAUGUGGUAAAUACAAUGCUAUGGUCCUGGAGCUGCUGGGACCCAGCUUAGAAGAUCUGUUUGACCUCUGUGACCGGACCUUUUCUCUAAAGACUGUACUCAUGAUAGCCAUACAACUGAUAACCCGUAUGGAGUUUGUCCACACCAGAAGCCUGAUCUAUCGAGAUGUGAAGCCUGAGAACUUCCUGGUGGGCCGGCCUGGCUCCAAGCGGCAACACACCAUCCACAUCAUAGACUUUGGCCUGGCGAAAGAAUACAUUGACCCAGAGACCAAGAAACACAUCCCAUACAGAGAACACAAGAGUUUGACUGGAACUGCUAGAUAUAUGAGCAUCAAUACACACCUGGGGAAAGAGCAAAGCAGGCGGGAUGACCUGGAAGCGCUAGGCCACAUGUUCAUGUACUUCCUGCGAGGCAGCCUACCCUGGCAGGGACUCAAGGCUGACACUCUGAAAGAGCGUUAUCAGAAGAUAGGCGACACAAAGAGAGACACACCAAUUGAAGUCCUCUGUGAAAGCUUCCCAGAAGAGAUGGCCACCUAUCUGCGGUACGUGCGUCGGCUCGACUUCUUUGAGAAGCCGGACUACGACUAUCUGAGGAAACUCUUUACGGACCUCUUUGACAGAAACGGAUACAUCUUUGACUACCAGUAUGACUGGACUGGAAAGCCACUGCCCACUCCUAUUGGGCCAGUGGCCAGUGAGACUCCACUUCAGACGAGCAACCGAGAGAAAGCACCGCAGACCAAAAAUCAGGUGAUGAGUUCAACCAAUGGGGAGCUGAAUACAGACGACCCCACUGCAGGACACUCCAACGCACCAAUCACAGCCAAUGCAGAGGUGGAAGUGGCUGAUGAUACCAAGUAAGAACACACUCACACAAGUUAGAGUACCAUUGUGGUAACGUAGAGUAUGUCAGCUCCUGCACCUCCGUUUUUAACUGUUUAGCAGUAACUGCAAAAAUAUCCAAGACCAAGACUUCCUGUGGCUCCAUCAGUCUUUGUACUACUGGUUUUUACCCUAAAAGCAGUGUUGACUCUCCACCAGCAGGAUGCUGACAGCCCAAAAAGUCUAUUUUUCUAACCGUUAAAAAUUCUGCUUCAUCAGAACUGUACGGGUGUGCUUUGAUCAAAAGCACCCAAAAAAUCAUCACAUGAUUCAAGUACUGCUAAAUAAGAUUGGUGGAUGGACGUAUGUGACACCUUUUUCCAACGAAGCCACAUCAGACCAGUGAGGAAAGAAGAAAACUCAAAUACAGAAAUCUGUAAUGUGAAAAUUGUGUCUGUGCAAUUGAUUGAUUGAGAAAAUAUAUGUUGCAUGAUAUUUGAGGGAAGGGCUGUCUGGUAUUGAUGGUUUGUGUGUUGUAGGUGCUGCUGUUUCUUCAAGAGGAGGAAGAGGAAAGCUCUCCAGAGACACAAAUGAAAACGAGAGACGAGAGAGAAACCCUGCUCUCUUUUUUUCACCAUUUUCCUUUCUCUCUCUCUCAGUUUCUAGCCCUCUUCAUAUAACCCUCUCUUUCUCCUCCCCCUCAGUCUCCCUCUGACCUUCCUCCUCAGCUGUUGGAGGUCCUGUAGUCUGCCUUGGGUCGGCUAGACUGGCCGGACCACCAGGCUGCAGAAUAUGUUUGCUCAGCUGAUCUACUGGUUUCUACUGGUCUGGACUGGCCAGACAGACGGACAGACAGAGUAACAUGUGUUUGCUGUUCACCUCGGAGCUUUAAAUGUGGACUAGCUGUGCCAGCGGUGGCGUCUUCAUGUAUUUACAGUCACAAACUGAACUGAAACUGGAUCAACACAAACUGCUGUGGGAAACAAGUGACCAGUUGAUAGACUGUACAAGGCAAGCUGAUUGGCUGACUGGCUAGUUUUCUGUUUUUUGGUUUUUUUUCUUCCUUACUGACUGGUUCAGAGGAGCGAGACAUGUAUUUCCGAGGAGAUACAGAAGAGAGAACAACGGAAGGAUGAGAAGCAAUGGGACUGUUGGACCACACGUGCACACAAAACAUACACACGGACACACACACACGUACAAACACGCUGCACACUUUGUCGAGCUCAUCAUAAAGAGACUUCAUGGACACGAAGACGCAGCUCUUGCACAUAGUCUAUAAAGUUUUUAUUCCCUAGGGUCGAUGGACGUGUACCGUGAGCGGCUUGGUCUAUUCCCUGCAACAGAUCAGACUCUGUGUACUUCUCAGAAUCAUUCACCCUCAGAGGAAAACCUCACAACCACCAGAAUCAAAAGUAAAAAAAGAUGUUUAUGUGAAAACUAUGCUUUUUUUCCUGUUUUAAUUUGUAACUAAAAAAAAGACAAUUUGGAACCUGUGUUUUUUUCUGUCUUUUUGAGUUGUUCAAAAAGUUUGUGUUUUGUAGCUUCGAGUGUGUUCCUCAAAUGUAUUUUUUUUAAUAACUUGUAUUUUAAAAUUUUUUUCUUUUUUUUUUUCCUCUUUCUCUCUGGGUUGGAGGGUUGAAAGGUGGAUAACUCCAUUAAAAAACAA
This is a messenger RNA of Chelmon rostratus (copperband butterflyfish), 2776 nucleotides long. Its product is annotated as casein kinase I-like. NCBI's taxonomy places the organism in Eukaryota, Metazoa, Chordata, Actinopteri, Chaetodontiformes, Chaetodontidae. The transcript has 9 exons. Gene Ontology annotation, molecular function: ATP binding; protein serine/threonine kinase activity. Gene Ontology annotation, biological process: signal transduction; positive regulation of canonical Wnt signaling pathway; endocytosis. The record is from RefSeq and is a predicted model, not a curated record. Gene Ontology annotation, cellular component: plasma membrane; cytoplasm; nucleus. The coding region runs from base 4 to 1146 and encodes 380 amino acids.